Messenger RNA from Protobothrops mucrosquamatus (brown spotted pit viper), 1326 nucleotides. It is a transcript of the gene SIRAL2, whose product is annotated as family with sequence similarity 118 member A. The coding region runs from base 1 to 1077 and encodes 358 amino acids. The transcript is spliced from 8 exons. NCBI's taxonomy places the organism in Eukaryota, Metazoa, Chordata, Lepidosauria, Squamata, Viperidae. The record is from RefSeq and is a predicted model, not a curated record.
AUGGAGCCUUCAAAAAAGACAUAUAAAAGGGAGCAAAAAUCAAGGAAAUUUUUGAAAAGCCUUAUACGGAAGCGGCCCCAAGAACUCCUGCUAGUCAUUGGAACCGGGGUGAGUGCUGCUGUUGCGCCAGGAAUCCCAGCCUUGUGUUCGUGGCGGAGUUGCAUUGAAGCGGUCCUUGAAGCAGCUGACCAGCUAGAAGUGUUGCAUCCUGGAGACGUGGCUGAUUUCCGCCAAAAAGUGUCCAAAGACCGAGAUUUGCUUGUGGUUGCACAUGAUUUAAUCCGAAAGAUGUCACCGCGCACCGGGGAUGCUAAGCCCAACUUUUUCCAGGACUGUUUAAUGGAGGUAUUUGACAACUUGGACCAACACAUUCAGCAUCCUGCUGUCCUCUUGUCCAUCCUUCAACUAAUGGAACGGGGCACAAUGGUGCUGACCACCAAUUAUGACAAUUUACUUGAAAUCUUUGGGCAACAGCAGCAUAAAGCUAUGGAAUCGCUUGACCUGAAAGAUAAAGACAAGGUUCUCCAGUGGGCCAAAGGUCUCCUCAGAUAUGGUGUCCUUCAUAUUCACGGUUUGUACACUGAUCCCUGUGGAAUGGUGCUGGAUCCCUCAGGGUACCAGGAAGUGACUCAAGACCCUGAAGUGAUGGAAGCACUACAGAACCUAUACCGGAGGAAAUCCUUUUUGUUUGUGGGCUGUGGGGAGACCCUGCGUGAUCAAAUCUUUCAAGCUCUCUUUCUCUACAUGGUUAAAAACAAAGUGGAACUAGAACAUUACAUGUUGGUGCGCAAAGAAAACGAAGACCAGUUCUUUAAAUUUCAGGCCGAUAUGCUUGUGCAUGGCAUAAAAGUCGUAUCCUAUGGGGAUUGUUUUGAAGAUUUCCCAGGGUAUCUCCAGGAUCUCACUGCACAGAUCUGCAAACAAAGAAGUCCAGAUGCAGACAGGGUGGAUAGCACAACCCUUUGGGGGCCAUCCUGCGCAGAUUGCACAAAAAGGUUAGGAGAGAGUGGGAACGACCGAGCCAAGAAGGCUAGACGUCUGAAGGAUGAUCCUGCUGAAGAUGGUGUCCUCCUGUGACUAUAUCAGACCAGGCCUUGAGAAACACCUCCUGACUUUGGCCAUUUGCAUCUGCUGGGAGUCAAAUAAUGGAUAGGUGUUAACAUUCUUAACAAUGUCUGCUUGGGAGGGUGAGAUCCUUAUAAAUAUCAUAUCUAAUAAAAUUUCAUAGCUGUUCUUAGAGAAGAGCAAAUUUCUAAAUAUCUCAGGGAUGAAGUCUUGGAAAAGAGGGAGGUGUGGCCUCUGAAAUAUCAUUUAGUUUUUAACUUU